AAUGAACUCUGCAGUCUGCUCUCUCUAAAGCCUCUCCUCAGACAGGAUUUCUCUUGAAGCGGGGCAUCACACAAGAGACAAGGCAAAGCCUUCAGAAUUCAAGCUUUACAGAAGCAGCCAUGGGGCAAGAGAUGCUGGUUAAUGGGUUCUGCAAGGUUGAUAAGGAUGGUGGUCCAAGAACCAACGGCAAGAUCUGCAGAAACCCAGUUGGGUUGUCCCGAAUUUCGAUGUCAGAUACCCAUGGAGAAGAUUCCCCUUAUUUUGCAGGGUGGAAGGCCUACGAUCAGGACCCUUAUGAUGCAGUCAAGAACCCAUCAGGGGUCAUCCAGAUGGGAUUAGCAGAGAACCAGGUCUCAUUUGAUUUGUUGGAAGAACAGUUGUUUUCUCAAGGCAAGUCUUCGGACUGGGGAAGUGGCAUAUCAAAUUUCAGAGAGACCGCACUGUUUCAAGAUUACCAUGGGCUCCAGGUUUUCAGACAGGCGAUGGCUGCUUUCAUGGAGGACAUAAGAGGAGGAAGAGUUAAAUUUGAUCCUGACAGGAUUGUUCUCACAGCUGGAGCAACUGCAGCCAAUGAGUUACUGACGUUUAGCUUGGCUGACCCAGGAGAAGCUUUCCUUGUACCGACUCCAUACUAUCCAGGGUUUGACAGAGAUAUCAGAUGGAGAACAGGAGUGAAGAUAGUCCCGGUGCACUGUGAAAGCUCAAACAACUUCACAAUCACAAGGGAAGCCUUAGAAAAUGCGUACAGGGAAGCAGAAGACAUGAACAUCACUGUGAAAGGCAUUCUCAUAACAAAUCCAUCAAACCCACUCGGCAUAACCAUCCAGAAACCUGUUCUUGAAGAGAUUCUCGACUUCUCGGUGGAGAAAAACAUUCACCUGAUCUCUGAUGAAAUCUACUCAGGCUCUGUUUUCCAGGAACCUGAAUUCACCAGCGUUGCCGAGGUGUUGAGUUCCAGAGACUACCAAGGCUGUGAAAGAGUUCACAUAGUUUACAGCCUCUCCAAGGACUUGGGCCUCCCUGGAUUCCGGGUGGGAGCUCUAUACUCCUACAACAACAGAGUGGUGGAGACAUGCAGAAGAAUGUCAAGCUUCAGCUUGGUCUCCUCUCAAACACAAAGCCUUCUUGCCUCCAUGCUAUCAAACUCAAAAUUCCGAAAGAGUUACAUAGAGACCAACAGGAAGAGACUGAAAGAGAGGUAUGAGAUCUUUGUGAAUGGAAUAAAGAAAGCUGGGAUUGGGUGCUUGAAGGGCAAUGCUGGGCUUUUCUGCUGGAUCAACCUCAGCCCACUGCUGAAGACCCAAACCAGGGAAGGAGAGAUAGAUCUGUGGAACUCCAUACUGCAUGAAGCAAAAUUGAACGUCUCUCCAGGUUCAUCGUGUCAUUGCUCUGACCCAGGUUGGUUCAGGGUGUGCUUUGCCAACAUGAGCCACCAGACACUGAAAAUUGCACUGAACCGGAUACAGGCAUUCGUGGAGAAGCAGAAACUGAAGCACCCAUCUCCAUGAAAUUCUGCAAAAUGCAGAGGAAUUACUGGAGAACAAGAAUUUGCAACACCCAAGUGCAUAGAAAUUCUUCAACCCCUUAAUUUAUUCUUUUUACCUUGAUGUUCAAAGGAAGUUAUAAUAAAAUUAAUAAUGGGAAUUCUAAACAUAGAAAUGUAAAGAAAUUAAUUUACUUGUAUUACAUAUUGUGGGAGUCAUGGUAAAGUUAUACAGGAACUGUAAAACUGUGACUGUAAGAAUGUGACGGAUUUGGGAACAUGAUUUGUU
Nymphaea colorata (pocket water lily) is the source of this 1772-nucleotide messenger RNA. RefSeq names its product 1-aminocyclopropane-1-carboxylate synthase 7. The transcript has 4 exons. The coding region runs from base 120 to 1508 and encodes 462 amino acids. The record is from RefSeq and is a predicted model, not a curated record. Gene Ontology annotation, biological process: amino acid metabolic process; biosynthetic process. Gene Ontology annotation, molecular function: transaminase activity; pyridoxal phosphate binding. NCBI's taxonomy places the organism in Eukaryota, Viridiplantae, Streptophyta, Magnoliopsida, Nymphaeales, Nymphaeaceae.